AUGGAGUCCGUAAAAGAGGUGCAUAGAAAAUUACUAUCGAAACUUUUAGAUUUUAUUAAACUUAACUCAUGGAGGUUAUUUAUUGGACAAAUCACAGAAGCUCCGUAUCCAAAAGGCAAUGUGGUCGAAGAUUUUAACAUUCUUGAGGCUAAGGGGUAUUUGUCACCUGGUAAAUAUGAUGUACUUCUAAAAUAUUUCGUUGACUGUGAUCAAAGAGCGAUUGAAUACAUCGAAGAAGCUCAGAAAACCAUUAAAGAAUUGAGAGAACCUUUGAAAAAAGUCAACAGUUCAGAGCCAUUAACAAGCAAAAUUAUAGGCCGUAAUGAAUGGGGAGCAACACAACCAGGGGGAAAGGUAGAUGAUUUACAAAACCUACCUAAGUACGUCAUUAUAUCACACAGCGGUUCUGGUAUCAACGCAUUCACAGAACACCAAUGUGCAGAGGAAGUGCGUUCAUAUCAGACCUAUCAUAUUUAUAACAGAGGAUGGUCUGAUAUUGGAUACAAUUUUUUGAUUGGAGAGGAUGGGAAUGUAUACGAGGGUCGUGGAUGGGGCAAGGAAGGGGCUCACACGAAAGGACUCAACAAAUACAGCAUAGGAAUAUGCUUUAUUGGAAACUUUGACAGACGUCUUCCAAACCAGAGAGCACUUGAAGCUGCUAAAGAUCUGAUUCGAACAGGUGUGAAAGAAGGCAAAAUACCGACUAAUUUCAUUCUGAAGGGUCACAGAGAUUUUAGUAAUACUGCGAGUCCUGGGGAAUGUCUGUAUCACGAUUUGCAGAAAUGGCCUUUUAGUCAUGGAAAUUGAUAUUAGUAAUGUCGACCGAGGUUAUAUAAUGUUAUUUCAAGCUAUUAUUUUAUAAUGAAUACUUCAAAUGAUAAAUUGACAUCUAUUCGUACUUUAAUACAGGAUUUAACUUAUUACACGUGUACAUGAAGUACGUUGUAGUACUUACAGUACAAAACAAUGCCUGAAAAUGUCGAUGAUAUGAUUUGUACCACUUACGACCUUCUUUUCUGGUGGAAUUAAACCUCUUUGACAAUG
Messenger RNA from Saccostrea echinata, 1044 nucleotides. RefSeq names its product peptidoglycan recognition protein 1-like. The coding region runs from base 1 to 807 and encodes 268 amino acids. The transcript is spliced from 5 exons. Gene Ontology annotation, biological process: peptidoglycan catabolic process. Lineage: Eukaryota; Metazoa; Mollusca; Bivalvia; Ostreida; Ostreidae. Gene Ontology annotation, molecular function: zinc ion binding; N-acetylmuramoyl-L-alanine amidase activity. The record is from RefSeq and is a predicted model, not a curated record.